Brugia pahangi is the source of this 225-nucleotide messenger RNA. The record is from the annotation of a GenBank genome assembly. Lineage: Eukaryota; Metazoa; Nematoda; Chromadorea; Rhabditida; Onchocercidae.
AUGGUUUUGUUGCAUUCACCGGAUAUAAUGCUUCAAUUUUGGCUUCGUGUUGGUACUGGUGAUAUUAGCGAUGAUUGGACAACUGGUAUUGAUGUUGAGACUUCUGCUUCCAUGGAAGAUGAAAAAAUUUUCUUGGUGGAUUCUGGGAUGCUAAGCAGAUUAAUUGAAGAAAUUGAAAAAAUUAUGUCAGUUGCUUGUAAAUUAGAACGUUUGCAUUUGAAAUAA